AUGGGUGCCGUUAUUUCUCAGCUCGGAUUUAAUCAGCCGUUCUUACUUGCUCUCGCUGUAAUAGUUAUUCUCCUUGGGUUGACAGUUGUUGCUGUUGGUCAUGAUAACAAUGAAAUAAUCUGUGAUUAUGUUCCAAUUCCUCAAAUUCGGAUACUACCCACUUCUGCUCCGCCUCCCCCAGCACCUCCACGAAAAAACAUGUGA
This is a messenger RNA of Caenorhabditis remanei, 204 nucleotides long. RefSeq lists its product as uncharacterized. The transcript has 3 exons. The record is from RefSeq and is a predicted model, not a curated record. NCBI's taxonomy places the organism in Eukaryota, Metazoa, Nematoda, Chromadorea, Rhabditida, Rhabditidae. The coding region runs from base 1 to 204 and encodes 67 amino acids.